AUGGCCUCCCACCGCAUCGGCGCCCGCCUCUCGGGCCUCUCGCCAGAGCAGAUCGUCGCCUUCAUCGACGAGCAGGCGCCCCUCUGGAGCCCCGCCGCGCUGCGCGUGGCGGAGGAGCACGCCGCACGGCUCGCGGAGCAGCCCGAGUGGGUGCUCUCCGAGGUCCUCCUCUCGCCGGACCUCGCCCCGCACAUCCUCGCCCAGCUGCCGACCAAGGCGCACGCCGUCAAGGGGACGUGCCGCGCGUGGCGCCGCGGCUGGAAGGAGACGCUGAAGAAGCGCGAGAGGCCGCGCAUGGGGCCGCUAGACUACAAGAGCCUCUUCCGAAGAGCUACAUGGAAAACGGACUAG
Molecule: messenger RNA, 351 nt
Organism: Emiliania huxleyi CCMP1516
Lineage: Eukaryota; Haptophyta; Isochrysidales; Noelaerhabdaceae
Exons: 2
Coding region: 1-351 (116 amino acids)
Source: RefSeq, a predicted model, not a curated record